Chlorella variabilis is the source of this 1149-nucleotide messenger RNA. Its product is annotated as expressed protein. Lineage: Eukaryota; Viridiplantae; Chlorophyta; Trebouxiophyceae; Chlorellales; Chlorellaceae. The transcript is spliced from 5 exons. The coding region runs from base 1 to 558 and encodes 185 amino acids. The record is from RefSeq and is a predicted model, not a curated record.
AUGUCCCACCGUACAGUACCCGGCCCGACCCGCGGUGCUGUCCGCUUUGGGGGGGCGCCGCCGCCGGGACACCCGUCGGGAGCGGCAGCAGCAGCGCCACCGGCAGCGGCAGUGGCGGGGGAGCAGACGGCACUGGACCAGCAGCCGCUACACGAUGAGAAGGCCAUGCGCCGCGCGUUCGCCUGCGAGCAGGCUGCCAGCUGGGCGGCGGGCGACAGGUGGACCAGCGUGGUGCUCGCCGGCCUGCUGCUGCUCGGGCCCGUGCCCCGCCUCCUGCGCCAAUCGGCGAGCGCCAGCCGGCUGGCGGCUUCCCUGCUGGAGGUAGCAGCGCUGGCGGCCCCCGGCGUGCUGGCACACACAGCCCCAGCUUGGUACCAGCCGCGGCGCAGCUGGGUGGUGGCCACGUGCCGCCUGGCCAGUAUCCACCUACUGGUGCUGGUGCUGCCACCCUCGCCGCCGCCUACCGCUGCCUGGGGCGGCGCCAUCCGCUUCCUGGCCCAAACCAGAGCGCUGGGGCUGCCGCUCUUCGCUUGGGCCAACCGCCUGCCGCUCCAGUGACUGGUCUGGGUGCACCUCGCGGGGACGGUGGAGGCGGCCCGCCUGUCCUACACCAUCGUGUGCCAGGCGCCGGCCUUUUCCGGCGAGGCGGCGCUGGGCCCGCUGCGCCGAAUGGCCCACGCCAUUGAGACUCUUGCCCACUGGUCGCCCCUGCCCAUCCUGCUGCCGCCUGAGCCAGCGAGCGCGGCGAGCGAUGGAGUCUGCCUGUGCCGGCAGGUGGCGCUGUGGGUGUUGAUCUGCCUGGGCUACGCCCUGCCCCUGGUGUGCCAAUACAUGGGCCACACGGCGGCGCUGCAGGCCUUUCUGCGCCGGUGCUGCCAGCAUGAGCCUCCCAGCGAGCGCCACGCUGCCCUGCUGGCACCACACCUCACCACCCUGGCCUUCUGUAUGGCGUUUCUGCUCCUGGCCUUCUGCGCCGUCAGCUGGCAGCUGCUCUCCGCGGGGCCGAUAGCGGCAUGAGAGCCUCUGCAGACAGCUGUCUGAGACACGCUGGUUGCAAGCUGCUUGACACUCACCCAUUUCAUUUGCACCACUGACUGGCCACUUCAGUUACUGAGUGUGAUUACAUGAGCAAUGCAAGCAAAGGACAAC